This is a messenger RNA of Asparagus officinalis (garden asparagus), 579 nucleotides long. RefSeq lists its product as uncharacterized. The record is from RefSeq and is a predicted model, not a curated record. Lineage: Eukaryota; Viridiplantae; Streptophyta; Magnoliopsida; Asparagales; Asparagaceae. The transcript has 3 exons. The coding region runs from base 1 to 579 and encodes 192 amino acids.
AUGGCUAAAAAUAACAUCAUCUGCAUUGUCUCUUCGCAGUAUAAAGCGGUAUUCUUGAAGAUUAAUUCUUCAACCACCAUCUUGGAUCUCAAGUUUGAUGCGGCAGAGAGGUUAGAUCUUCCAUACGAGUCAUUAAUUUUGGCAUAUGAAGAUCAAACAGUUGGAAGCUUAAAAUUUCUCAUUGAGAACGAUGGUGAUCUGACGUCUAUGGUGGAGCAUUGCCACAAUCUUGGACUGAAAGAGGUUCACGUGCAAGCUUUUAAAGAAGGAGAUGAUUCUUCGAAUAAACAGGAAAACGAGCAAGUCCGACAAGACAUUUUGAAAUCAAAAAGUGUAGACUGUGGCCCGUCGGCGUUGUUGACCACAAGUGUUCCAGAUAAGAAUCCCAAUGACAAUCCUUCCGGAGAUGAUGUCAUGACGAUUGAUGACAUGAUUAGCAGAUCAGAGAGGAUUCCUGCUUGGUGGCACACAGCUUUAACCGGUGAGGGACAACGAUUUGAAAGUGCGAAGGAGUUAAGAUUGGCCUUGCUAUACUACUCCAUGGUAUGUAGAAGAGGUCAAGAAGACAAACCCAGGUAG